Botrytis fragariae is the source of this 342-nucleotide messenger RNA. RefSeq lists its product as uncharacterized. The record is from RefSeq and is a predicted model, not a curated record. NCBI's taxonomy places the organism in Eukaryota, Fungi, Ascomycota, Leotiomycetes, Helotiales, Sclerotiniaceae. Bases 1 to 342 code for a protein of 113 amino acids. The transcript is spliced from 2 exons.
AUGGUAUCCUCCGCCUUCACCAAGAGAAAAAUCGACACGACGGAUUCCUUAAACCAGAAAGCACAUAUAUUCAAUGAUGAUUAUAAAGUCAAGAGGAGUGCAAUGAUAGGGGCACUGGAAAUCCUUGCCGACGAACAAGACUUGAAACGACAAAUCGCGGAGAAAGGAAGUGGCAUCCAAGAAACACAAAGUUUAAAUCGAGGAUCAUAUGAUGCGAUGGGCAAACUCAUGGUCAUUGAUACAGAGAUCAUGGAGUUUCUAUUGGAAGCGGAGGAGGGAGAGGAAAAGGUCGAGAAACCACGAGCAUUCCUGACUCAAAAAACCAAGAUUGCGGAACAUUGA